CUAGGGUCUUUACAAAGUGUCGUUAGGGAAAACAUUGUUGACGGUAGGACACACGUGAUGUUUCACCUCACGGCCAUCUUAACACUAAAAAAGAAACUGUUCGAUAUUUUAUAGACAACAACAACCAGAAUUGCGGAAGAAACGGGCACUAACAAUCAUGUAUAAACCAUGGAGAUUGUGGUUUCUUCAACUUCUACUGAUCAUCUUUGUGCGCAUCUCGGAGGCAGGCACAUACUACCGGUACCUGGAUAACUACCUGUCUCACUGCAGUGACCAAGAGACCGUCUACUCCUCUGACACGUAUUACUUGGAUCCAACGUACUUUUCUUUUUCCUAUUAUUCCUCUGCACCGACCUCCUGCUACAUGAGGUUUUAUUCCUCUUCCUCCUCCUAUGGCCUGAGUGCUUACGUGUACAGUAUCAGCAUGUCGAGUUGUACACCGUACGUGAGAAUAUAUGAUGGAUAUUCCUCAUCAUCUUCAUCACUGCGGAGGGUCAGCUGUACGAGCACCUCAUCUGGCACGUACUAUUCCACUGGACGGUAUCUGUAUGUGUACUACUAUAGAGGUUAUACCACAGGACACAACUUUAGAAUUAGAAUCCAGAGGGGAUCAUAUCUGAGUAGUGGAUCUUUGAGCGGCUACACUUGCUAUUCUUGCACUAGCUGCAGCGGCACUGGCGGUAGCACAACAUCCUGCUCCUACGGAUGUUACAAGACUGUAACAACUUACAGUGGUUAUCAGGUGAUCAGCAAGGGGUGCCUGACCAGCAGCAGUGUUUCGAAUGGUUGCGUUAAAUCAAACUAUUUAGUCGAGUACGAGUAUUGCUACUGCAGGUCGUCCUAUUGCAACGCUGCCCAGGUUACCAGAUCCGGUAUGUUCCGUCCUCUCGGCAUCGCGGGGCUGAUAAUCAGUUUUUUUCAGUAUAUGCACGUGUAAAUGGAUUUUUUUUCGAUAGGAAAGAGAAAGAUUUUAAAAGGACUGUGUAUUUUCACUUUAUAAUCAUUGCCGAUUUGUUUGGACGAACUUACAUGUAUAUACAUGUAUCGGUAUAUUGCAUGACAUUCUGUACUUAGUGUUUAUUAUUACUAGAAGAUAUAUCAUUGUAUCGGGUAUGGUUUUAUCUCUAAUGAAUGGCUUUAUUUUAUGUCGUUUUACCACAUGUAUGAUGCAUAAUAUUUGAAGGGAAGAAUGGACUUCACGUACUGUAUAGGUGAUUAUUGUGUGAGUGCUUGUGUCCAUUUAGAUGUAUUAGUUUCUUUUUACAAAUCCAAUAUUUAUACGACUAUAUGUCAAAAACCAGACUUAUAUAGCCAAAGUGUUAAGGAAAUGGAAGGUCCCCUACAAGUAGGGGAAUUCCGGGAUCACAAAAAGAACAGAAUAAAACCCAAGGUUUUCUAUUUUCAUACAUGUAUGGUGUGCUGUGUCAUUUCUAAAUGGUUGAAGUCAUUCAAAUUGUACUGUUACUUGUACAUUGUACUGUAAGAUGUGCAAAACUUGUUUUUCUUUGCAUUUUUGAUUUAUAGAUUUUAAAUUGGCUGUCAUUUGUUCUCUGGUUUACGUAGCAAUUAUGUGAUAUAAAAAUCACAUACGUGUAUUUAUUAUCUAAUAUUUUGUACCCUGUUUUAGCUUUGUACUGGGAGUUCAGUUAAGAUGUCAUUGUUUAUCUCUAAUUCAAAACUAUUCUGUGCUUUAUUUUGAUAUUUUCAGAUAUAGUACGACAUAAUACUUUUCAUAAUUUACUUUAUAAUGGAGAGAGAUAGUGUGCUGCCUUUUUCCUGAUGCCGAUGCCAAGGUAUCAUGUUAUUCAUCAUUUUGUCAAAAACAAGUUUUCAAGAUCAAAAUAAAUCGGAGUUUACCUAUG
Lingula anatina is the source of this 1862-nucleotide messenger RNA. RefSeq lists its product as uncharacterized. NCBI's taxonomy places the organism in Eukaryota, Metazoa, Brachiopoda, Lingulata, Lingulida, Lingulidae. The record is from RefSeq and is a predicted model, not a curated record.